UGCGAGUGACGCGCGAGCCUCGCACCGCCCCGCGUAGGCUACCGGAGCCAUCACCGUGUCUACCUGAACGAUGAGCGGAAAAAGAAGGGCGCAAGCUAAUGUAUUGUUUAAAGGCUAAACCUGCGCCUCUCGUGUCCGGAGCUGUUGGAGCACAAACCGUGAAGAGGAAUCGUCACCCUAAAACGCUUCCGAUCUCCAGGAGCGAAAAAGCCGAGGCGCGUGCUCGCUGCAGCAAAUGGCAACUUGUGCAGUGAGAGGUUUUUCAAAAGUGUCUGAAGCACCGUCAGAUUCUGAUGAUGAAGAUAAACUCCACAUUGUGGAGGAAGACAGUAUUCUUGACACUCCAGAAGAAAAACCAACAGUAUUCGAACUCACUGCAGCACAGCAGUUACACAAUGGACAUGCACUGAAUGAUGGCAGCCUGGGGCCAGACGCUUUGAUACAGGAAAUAAGGGUCAAAGAGGAGUGUAUAACGGAUGAAGAGGAUGAAGGAGGUCAGGUCACAUGGCAGGGAAAGAGAGGGGUCAUUUGUCCAAGCAUUCCUGAGGAGGAACAUAGCACGCCAGAUAAAGGAGUCCAUGAUGAGAAUGGAACAUCUGAUGAGUUCUCUCAACUCCACUCAUGUCCAUAUUGUUCCCGAGGUUAUAAGCGUCACACAUCACUAAAGGAGCACAUCAAACUACGUCAUGAAAAAAACAAAGAUGACUUCAGUUGCUCCCUCUGCAGCUACACUUUCACCUAUCGCACACAGCUUGACAGACACAUGAAUGCUCACAAAAAUGGAAGAGAGCAGAGGAUGAUUUCACAUUCGGGAGGAAACAGAAAAUUUAAAUGUACAGAGUGUUCUAAAGCCUUUAAAUAUAAACAUCACCUAAAGGAACACCUGCGCAUCCAUAGCGGCGAGAAGCCAUAUGAGUGCUCUAACUGUAAGAAGCGCUUCUCCCACUCCGGCUCCUACAGUUCUCAUAUCAGCAGUAAGAAGUGUGUAGCAAUCCCCCCUGCUGUUAACGGCUUGUCUCACACUCCUGGAGUCAAAGCAGCUCUUACUCUGACUCACCCUACACGUAUCCUCUUGCGGGAGAAAGUUGACAUUGAUAACAAACCUUCAGAGGAACAGCUUCCUCCUAAGAAGAUUAAAGAAGAGCCUGAUGAGCAUGAACUUAAACCUCUCAGAACUUCACCGGUUGUUACUACAACCACCAUCACCACUACCAGCACUACUAAUAAUGGGGGUGGAAUUUCUAUUCAGACUGCUGCUUCUCAGGGUGUGGUUCAGACGUUAGUUCUGCCUACUGUGGGUCUAGUUCAGCCAAUUAGUAUCAACCUACGAGACCUGCAGAACAUGCUGAAAGUGUCAGUGGAUGGAAACAUGAUGUGGCAGGCUGUGGCUAGCUCAAAUGUUAAUGGAGCCAGUUGUAAGGUUGUUAAUCCAGGGCAGCCACAAGCACAAACAAUGCUUGUGCAGUCUCCCCAUCCCCACUUGCAGGUGAUUUCUGCAUUUUCUCUCCCUGUGCUGGAUCAGGAUGGAAAUUCCAAAAUUAUCAUAAACUACAGUGUAGACCCACAAGUAAGCACAUCAGAUUUGAACACAGCACAAUCUGUAUUGCCAUAUCAAACUGUGGCCCAAGGAAAAGUGCUAGAGCCAAAUAUGGCACCACCAGACGGGGGAAAGCUGAAUUCAACGCAACAGACAAAAUUGCCAGAAACUAACACAACACAGCCCAAUGUCACUCCUACCCAAAAACCGCCCACUUCUAGACCAGUCCCUCCACAAAUAAGUAUACUUAAAUCCACGCAGUCAGCUGCUCCAAAUAAAGCAGCAUCCAUAAUAAAGGUCACAAAGCUGAUCCCAGGACAGACAAAGCAUUCACAACCAGCAUUUUUGCUUCUAAGAACAGUGAAUGGGCCUCAGGGCCUGGUUGUGAGACAAUUAGCAGCUGCAAAUGCACAAGUAACUCCAGCUAUAGAAACUACAGAUCUGAAAUCAACCAACAUGACAGCUGAACACAAUUCAGUCACUGAGCUGAACCAGGUUGCAGAAGAUACCAGUACCUCUAGGGACAACUGCCAGCCUGAAGACCUGAGGUCUGCUUUGCAGCAGGCAAUUCAGUUCAAAACUGAAGCUGAGUCUGAGAUUAAGACAGAUUGUAAAGAAGCUUUACAGAUAGAGAAGGAGAGAGAAAGGAAAGAGGAAAUGACGGCACAGAGUGAUUCAACAACGACUCACAGAAGUAUUGUUUGUGGUGAUGGCUUCCAUAACUAUGCUACAUGUCUUUUUUGUGACAACAGCCCCAGCAGCACUGAUACCCUGAAUUGUCUCAACAGCGUUGAACAAGGAUCUGACAGGUCUCUUUCUUCUCUGCUGGGGGAGGAAGACUUUGGAUGUUCAGAUCAACCUCCAGUGAAGAGUCUUCUGCCCCUCCUUGAGGCAUACAGCAAAGACUCACACCCCAGUGAAGAGCAGUUGUCACGUGUUGCAGAACUGGUCAGUUUACCUAGGGAUGUGGUCAGUAGGUGGUUUGAAAGGAUGCGCUUAAAGAACAUACUACUACACAACCCUGAAAAUUCCCAAAAUGGGCAACAGACUAUUAUAAACUCUCAAACAGAGCCCAGUAUGGACACCCAGACCCAAAUCUUGGACACUUCAGCUGAACUUAACGAUGAGGAAUCAGUGGGCCAGAACAGUGACACUCCUCUAAGCUUCUCAACAAAUGAUUUCGGCAUCAUAAAGACCGAGGAGCUGGAAGAGAAAGGGCAAGCCGAACCUUUGGAUCUCUCCCUCCCAAAGUCCUCUAGUUGUAAUGGUCACACAUCUGUCACCAUUGCAGUGUCUAACACCAAGCCAUCUGUUCCUACCCAAGAGGAACCGCUCAAUCUCACAAGUUUAAAGAAGGACACAUUGGAUGGCAACACUAUUUAUGUGACACAGUCCACAACAAGUCCGAUAAACAUCAUAGCCACACCUUUGCCAACUCUGGUUGCCAUAGCAGAGCCCGGGGGAAUUCCCUGCCUCAGAGCUGCCAUCUCCACCAAACAACGCACCAUCCUUAUCCCCCAGCUGUCCUACACAUUCACUUCCCCUUCCACCAAUGGCAAGGCUAACACCACCACCACCACUUCCUCCAGCAACAAGACUAGCUCCAUCACCACAACACCAUCCACAGACACACAGGGAAUAGUACUCAAUGGCUGUGAGAAGGAGAAGACUGAUGCAGGAGAUGAAUCCAUGCCUGGGUGGGAGGGGCUAAAUGACAGCAACCUUUCCCCCAUCAAGAAGAGGAGAAAGAUACAUGGUGGCCAGUACGCAUGUGACCUAUGUGACAAAAUUUUUCAGAAGAGCAGCUCUUUACUGCGUCACAAAUAUGAACAUACAGGUAAACGUCCUCAUGAGUGUGGAGUCUGUAAAAAAGCAUUUAAACACAAGCACCACCUUAUUGAGCAUUCACGUCUACACUCUGGAGAGAAACCAUACCAGUGUGAUAAAUGUGGCAAACGCUUCUCACACUCCGGUUCUUACUCCCAACACAUGAACCAUCGCUAUUCCUACUGCAAGAAGGAGGUUUAUGACCAGCCAGAGCCAAAUAAUACUUCAUCUACACCUCCCUCACAGCUUGACUCAGAUGAGAGGGAAAGUGAAGCUGAGGAGGAGGUGGAUGAUGAUGAAGAACUGGAAGGAGAAAAGGAUGGUGAGGAAGAUUUUUCUGGAUUUGACAUGACUGACAUAAGAGUGGUCAAGGUUGGUGAAGAAUAUGAUGAAGAGGAGGAGGAAUUGGGGAGGGGAGAGAAACCACAGGUGACAGAAGAGGAUGCUGUUGAGAUGGAUACUCUGGAAGAGGAAGUGGUGAAGUCAUUAAGCAUGGAAGAGCAAAUGAUGGAGUGCAAAACAGAGGAGGAAAUAGGGAAAUCAGUAGAGAAUGAUGUGCUUAAUGACACUAUAGAAAGCAAGUAAUGAUUUUUUCCCUCUUAUUACUCUGUGAAAGAUCCCUUGAUGAAGAGCCCUUGGUUGACUCUUGAAGACAGUAGCAAAGUGUGUUUUACUGUGUGUGAAUCACAGGUGUGCCUAAUCCACAAUUACAGCAGUCUGUAAACUAGCUAUAUAAGAAAUCAGAAAAUUUUAAAUUGCAUUAACCAGAUUCAACUGAAAGGUUUUACUGAACUACAACCUGCAGUUGUUUGUUACUGUUACUGAUGACUUUCUUUGAAUUGUUCCAUCUGCAGUCAGGUGACAUUUCUACACAUUUUUAUUGUCAGUGAAGUUUACUAAAUCAGUAUUUUAUCAAUAUUUUAGUACUUCUUUUAGAUAAAAAGUAAAAUGCACUGUAGUACAUUUAUGCUAUUAUUUAUGGAUACAUAAUGCCUCAAUACCAUUCAGUAUUGUUAUUCUAAUUAGGCCAGACAGUGUUAGCAUAGAGUUUUUGUUUUUGUUUCUGUAUGAAGGAAAUAAGUCUGCACUUACAUACCAUGUGAUCAUCUAUAAAGAAAAAAAGGAACUGAUACAUAAUCCAUUAAACAGCUAAAUUAUAAUAUUUUUGCUAUUCAUGUUAAUAUGUAACCAUAAUGAUGUUUAUGUAAACACUCCUAAAAUGCUAAUAUCUGCAAAAAGAAUCAGACGAUGUUUAAAUAGUAAUGAUAAUGUUAAAAAAAAUAAUAAUUUUUUGUUUAUGUAAAAACUUCAUGAAGUGGUUAUCCAGGCUCCAGUGGUGAUUCUUUAUAGAUGAUACAUACUAUAAAGUGCACUUUGCUGUGGUAUAGUGUGUAGGAACAUGACCGCUUAAAACACUUCAGUCAGGGAAUUGUGUAUGUCACAAACUUAAAACCAGUGUUAAAACUCUCACACUCUUUCACAGAAUUAUAUUCAUUUAAGGGUGCAGUAGAGCUCCAUAGAGGUCUGUGAUAGAGUAUUUAUAGAAAUACAGCAUAUAUAGACAUUUAAUUUUAUAGCAUCAUCAACUUGUCCUCUGAAAGGUUAAAAAAAACUUGCUAAUUUACCAUUUGUACUAGUUUGUUAACAAUCAAUUUUGAAGUCAUUUAUAAUCCAAGUAUUUAAGAAAUGUGAAGUAGAUGUGAAGAUGAGCCAGUUUAUCAUAUGCAGUUAUAUAACACAUAGUUUCACUCUUAGAAUUCUUAACGUGUUCAAUUGUGAUAGUGGAACUUUGAAAGGUUCUAGGGAACCCCUCGCCAGCCUUAUGCAAGACCGCCAAGCUGUAUGUGCCACUCAUUCCUUUUAGUUUGCUUAUCCAUGAACAAAUUGAACCAUUUUAAAGGCAAUUUCUGAAGUAUUUUAAAACUUGUCUAGAUGUGUUGUCUUUGACAAAGUGUUCUAGAAACCAAAUUUGGUUUCAUUUGGACUUAUUUAAUAAUUAAAGAAUUCAUUUAUUAUGAUGGACAGAUCAAUUAUGAAGUAAUUUACAUUUUUUCUGAUUCUGUCAUGAAUACUUACAACUUUGGCUUAGAGCAGUUAUAACAUUUCUAUUUGAAAUGGUUUAGUUGCCAGUGGUUUGGUACCUUAAAGUCUAAAUAUUUUUCCCCACUAAUGAAGCAAUACCAGGCAUAUGUUAGUUAUUAUCUUACUUAUCUUGGCUAUUAUACACUUAGGAAUAUACUUAAGGGUAAUUACUUAAUGUGGCAUAAGCAAAUUGGCUAUUAGUGGAACAAAGGACUGACCCCACACUACUGCUUUUCGAGACAAUAAGCAGUCAGACUUAAGUUAUAAGAAAAAGAGAAAAUGAAGGAAUGAACACAUUCUAGUGAAGGAGUGCAUGUGAUGUAAGAUACAGAAGGGUGUGAAUGUGUGUUUAAUGUUUUAACCAUUACAUGUUACAGUAUUAUUCAUUGUGAUUAUUGUGUAUUAUUUUUAAAUAUUUUGUGUUUACAUCAAUGCACAUGUAUAUUAUGUAUUUUUACCAUCAGUAUUAAAAUAUCAAUGACAGCAA
Hemibagrus wyckioides is the source of this 5933-nucleotide messenger RNA. It is a transcript of the gene zeb1a, whose product is annotated as zinc finger E-box binding homeobox 1a. Gene Ontology annotation, biological process: anatomical structure development; regulation of transcription by RNA polymerase II. The coding region runs from base 236 to 3949 and encodes 1237 amino acids. Gene Ontology annotation, molecular function: DNA-binding transcription factor activity, RNA polymerase II-specific; RNA polymerase II cis-regulatory region sequence-specific DNA binding. NCBI's taxonomy places the organism in Eukaryota, Metazoa, Chordata, Actinopteri, Siluriformes, Bagridae. The transcript is spliced from 10 exons. The record is from RefSeq and is a predicted model, not a curated record.